AUGCGCCGCAACGCGCACUUCCGACCAGGUCGGGAGCCUCUCCAGAACCAUCUAGGCCUAGAGUUGCGCCGCAGUCAUGUUUCUGGGCCCUUGCCCUUCCUCAAUCCAACCCAGGCGCGCUUCGCGCCCACUCCCGCAACCCUGGGACAGACCCCUGAGGAGACGCCGGACCAGUCACCAGCACCUGUCGCAGCGGCUCCCAAGCAUGUCGAGCACCUCUGGCGUUCGCGUGACAACCGCAAGGGGCGACAUGCGCUCCGCGUCGAUUACUCGGUGCCGGCACAGGAGACAGGGUACACGGCCCCGCCGCCGACAUCCACCUUCAGCGCUGCGGCGCGGGGAAUCGUGCGAAUGGCGACGUGCGUGCCCUACUGGGAUGUCUCAUACCUAGUUGCGGUGACGUUCACGCUGGGAUCGGCGAUCUGGAUUAUCAACGCCUUCUUUGUGUGGCUACCGCUAGAAGACCCAAGCACCAAUUUCCCCGGCGAGUCGCUGGUGGGCGGGGGCGUGAGCGGAUUCAUCGGCGCCACGGUCUUCGAGAUCGGGAGUGUGCUACUCCUCCUGGAAGCAGUCAAUGCCAACCAAACAGGCUGCUUUGGCUGGGCACUAGAGACCGAAUUGCAAAAGACCGAGGCGAAUGCGUCGGAGUCCGCCGUGGCUGAGGUGAAGCCGAACAAGGACGAGUGCCAACACCACCACAGUAACAAGCGGAAUCUCGUAGGGGCGGGCCGGCCUCAUCUCGGGCACAGCCUAUCCCAAGUAGGUAGUGCGGGCUAUGUAACGUCCUCUCCAGACGGCAAAUCGUUUCGCUGGAUCCCGUCCUGGACUGAGCUGCGCACACACUACCUCCACGAACUCGGGUUCCUCGCCUCAUUGAUCCAGUUCUUCGCAGCGUCGAUCUUUUGGAUAGCCGGGCUCACGGGUCUGCCGGGGAUCAUCGACCAUAUGAGCCAGCGCGUCACCAAUGGCGUCUACUGGGUCCCGCAGAUCGUCGGCGGCACUGGGUUCAUUAUCAGCGGGUUAUUGUUUACACUCGAAACCCAGACCAAGUGGUAUCGACCAGCAUUUGGUGUGCUCGGCUGGCACAUUGGAGCGUGGAAUUUGAUCGGGGGCAUUGGCUUCACCCUCUGCGGAGCCCUGGGACCCGCCACCAGCGCAUCCGGGGUGGAAUAUGAGGCUGUAUUAGCUACAUUCUGGGGAUCCUGGGCCUUCAUGAUUGGAUCCACCAUCCAGUGGUAUGAGAGUUUGUCCAAAUAUCCAGUCGAGAAAGAACAUACGGGCCAGGUAGUGAUGAAAAACAAAGGGUAA
This is a messenger RNA of Penicillium macrosclerotiorum, 1308 nucleotides long. RefSeq lists its product as uncharacterized. Bases 1 to 1308 code for a protein of 435 amino acids. NCBI's taxonomy places the organism in Eukaryota, Fungi, Ascomycota, Eurotiomycetes, Eurotiales, Aspergillaceae. The transcript has a single exon. The record is from RefSeq and is a predicted model, not a curated record.